Messenger RNA from Cynocephalus volans (Philippine flying lemur), 1538 nucleotides. Its product is annotated as keratin, type I cuticular Ha1. Bases 4 to 1275 code for a protein of 423 amino acids. The record is from RefSeq and is a predicted model, not a curated record. Gene Ontology annotation, cellular component: cytoskeleton. Gene Ontology annotation, biological process: epithelial cell differentiation; intermediate filament organization. The transcript has 7 exons. Gene Ontology annotation, molecular function: structural molecule activity. NCBI's taxonomy places the organism in Eukaryota, Metazoa, Chordata, Mammalia, Dermoptera, Cynocephalidae.
ACCAUGCCGUACACCUGCUGCCUGCCCAACCUGAGCUGCCGCACCAGCUGCUGCUCCCGGCCCUGCGUGGCCCCCAGCUGCCACAGCUGCACCCUGCCCGGGGCCUGCAACAUCCCCGCCAAUGUGGGCAACUGUAACUGGCUCUGUGAGGGCUCCUUCAAUGGCAACGAGAAGGAGACCAUGCAGUUCCUGAACGACCGCCUGGCCAGCUACCUGGAGAAGGUGCGCCAGCUGGAGCGGGAUAACGCGGAGCUGGAGAGCCGCAUCCGGGAGCGGUGCCAGCCUCAGGAGCCCUUGUUGUGCCCCAGCUACCAGUCCUACUUCCGGACCAUGGAGGAGCUCCAGCAGAAGAUCCUGUGCACCAAAUCUGAGAAUGCCAGGCUAGUGGUGCAGAUUGACAAUGCCAAGCUGGCCGCAGAUGACUUCAGAACUAAGUACGAGACAGAGCUGUCCCUGCGGCAGCUGGUGGAGUCGGACAUCAACGGCCUGCGCAGGAUCUUGGAUGAGUUGACUCUGUGCAAGUCCGAUCUGGAGGCCCAGGUGGAGUCCCUGAAGGAGGAGCUGCUCUGCCUCAAGAGCAACCAUGAGCAGGAAGUCAACACCCUGCGCUGCCAGAUUGGAGACCGCCUCAACGUGGAGGUGGACGCUGCCCCCACUGUGGACCUGAACCGGGUGCUGAAUGAGACCAGGUGUCAGUAUGAGGCCCUGGUGGACACCAACCGCAGAGAAGUGGAGGAAUGGUUCACCACGCAGACCGAGGAGCUGAACAAGCAGGUGGUGUCCAGCUCGGAGCAGCUGCAGUCCUGCCAGUCUGAGAUCAUCGAGCUGAGACGCACAGUGAACGCCCUGGAGAUCGAGCUGCAGGCCCAGCACAACCUGAGGGACUCUCUGGAAAACACGCUGACGGAGAGCGAGGCCCGCUACAGCUCGCAGCUGUCCCAGCUGCAGUGCAUGAUCACCAACGUGGAGGAGCAGCUGGCCGAGAUCCGCUGUGACCUGGAGCGGCAGAACCAGGAGUACCAGGUGCUGCUGGACGUCCGGGCCCGGCUGGAGUGUGAGAUCAACACGUACCGGACCCUGCUGGAGAGCGAGGACUGCAAGCUGCCCUGCAACCCCUGUGCCACGACCAACGCGUGCGGCAAGCCCAUUGGGCCCUGCGUCUCCAACCCCUGCACUCCCUGUGCCCCUGUCCCCUGCACCCCCUGCGCCCCCGCCCCCUGCACGCCCUGUGCUCCACGCUCUCGCUGUGGGCCCUGCAACUCCUUUGUGCGCUAGAACCCAGGGGAUGCCCGAGGAGCAAGGACACAGGGCCCAGGGCUCCAGAGCUUUGACCUGGCUGUGGUUCAUUUGACAAAAACAGCCUGGAAACACAGUUGCAUGGCUGCCGAGGCCCCAGUCAGGCAGCCAAGAAACUCACCUGAAGCUCCAGCCACACUAGCCUCUUCCAGACCAUUCCUGCCCAUCCUUUCCUUCAUUGGGGUCUGUUCCUUCCUUUGCUUGCCCAGAGAACUCUCUGAAGUGCCAGUGGCCCUCCCUUG